This is a messenger RNA of Myzus persicae (green peach aphid), 834 nucleotides long. RefSeq lists its product as uncharacterized. The transcript has 2 exons. The record is from RefSeq and is a predicted model, not a curated record. Bases 1 to 834 code for a protein of 277 amino acids. Lineage: Eukaryota; Metazoa; Arthropoda; Insecta; Hemiptera; Aphididae.
AUGAUUUUUGCUGAAUUCUUACCAAUCGCAUUUGUAGUGGUAAUAUUUUUUUGGGUAAUUUUGUUAUUGAAAAAACAAGAUGAUUCUGAUGGUCUGUCAUCAAAACAGCCCUCAGUGCCAGUGAAAUUUGAGCGGUUGUCAACGUUAGAUCAAUUGAAUCUUUUACUCAACAACCUGGAAGAGCUUGAACAGCAAGACCUCAUCCCGUGUAAAACAAAACUGAAAACAGUAGCCGACCGUAUCAAAAAUGUGAACGGACUUCGGAUAAAAUCUGAACUCUUAUACAAAGAUGAACUGAUGCAAUACGAGGUUGCUAUCGAUUGGAUUAAGUCACCUGCUGAGUUUCGAAACAGGUGCGGACCACCCAACUUCUUUCCUGCGUACUCUCCCUUGACGGAGAGUGACAUGGAACGAUUAGCCGAGUUGGCUUUGCCACCGGUUGACUUUACCAGAACGCCAGUCGGACCAUCGCGGUGGUCAGUUGCUAGCGGUGAAUCGCCACUUCCGCCAGUGGACCAAUUUGUGGCAAAUAUUGUUUGCUUAAUGAUAGACAUUUUGGAUAUGGUAUGGAAAAUGAAAUCCAAAGUGAGUUCAUGGCCUUACACAGAACACUUUGCUGAACACGGUGGAUUGAUAGAUUUUCUGCGCCGUGCUAUUGUCGUUAGCGCUGAAGAAGAUAUGGACGGGAACAAAACGAUAUUCAUUUUGGAUAUUAUGGUACCAGCUAGUGUGACCCUAGACCGUAUUCCCGAAGUUAAUGCCACCGGGCUACCGAUAAGACCACUGAGGGGACUCUGCUGCACUCCGGUGAAGUACACGGAAUCGAAUGCAUAA